This is a messenger RNA of Stylophora pistillata, 2865 nucleotides long. Its product is annotated as exocyst complex component 5. Gene Ontology annotation, cellular component: exocyst; cytoplasm. Lineage: Eukaryota; Metazoa; Cnidaria; Anthozoa; Scleractinia; Pocilloporidae. Gene Ontology annotation, biological process: exocytosis; Golgi to plasma membrane transport. The record is from RefSeq and is a predicted model, not a curated record.
GCCCGAAAACAAACAUGGCGGACAGAGGCGGUGUAGUGCUCGAUAUGUUGGCAUCGUAAAUUCCUCACAUCUCUUUUUCCAGAAUGGCUUCAUUCGAAGAAUUUGAGGGGGAGUUUGAUGCCUCUGAAUAUGUGGAGCGUCUGGCAAGCACUGUGGAUGGUGGAGGGUCAAAGGGCGGAGCUGAUACCUUUGACCCUAGAACUUUGUGUGAUGUAUUUGAAAAAACUAUCAAAGAACUGACAGCUCUUGAUGAAAAGAUGCAAGGAAGGAUCAACAAACUUGAAGAACUCUGUGGGAAAGAACAGGAACAACACAAACAGAAAUCCCGAGAACUAGAAUCAACUUUUAAGACUGCAUCCUCCCUAUUUCAAGAAUUGGAUGACCGAAUAAACUAUGUUGCUACCAAGGUUGUUCAUCUGGGAGACCAGUUAGAAGGAAUCAAUGUUCCAAGGUCUCGAGCGAUUGAGGCUCAGGAACUCAUGAAAUAUUUUGAUGAGUUUGCUUCAGGAAAACAUAUCUCAACUGUUUUUAGUGACCAGUUUAGGAUUCAUGAAGCAGCAAACAUUAUACAAAAGCUAUCACUUAUUGCUCAAGAACUUCCUUCUGAGAGGUUUGAAACUGUCAAAAAGAAAAUCAAAGACUGCCAUGAUAAAGUGGAAGUAGCUUUGAUUGAAGAAUUUGAAGAAGCCCAUCAUCAGGGAAACGUCAGUGGUAUGAGAGAAUGUGCAGAGACUCUGCUUCCAUUUAAGGGCUACUCUCAGUGUAUUGAUUCCUUCAUCAAACAAAGUCAAAAGGGGCAGUUCCUGUCCUCUGAUGUAUUUAAAGAUGUGAUCCCGCUUUGUGAACGAGUCCACAACAUCGUUAACAAAGUGUUUGGCAAUAAUGCUGAAGUUGUAAUGGGAAAACUAGUGCAGAAUAUUCAUGAGGAUGUGCUCAAGAAACAUGUGGAUUCUACACUCAGAAAUUAUGGCUCAGACAAGGAACAAUCACUAAAAAACCUUCAGAUCUUGUAUGAAAGGUCCAAGAAACUUGGAGAAAAACUUUCUGGAUAUAAACUUGGAUCAGAUUCCAAUUUUCUGGAAAGACUUAGAAAAAAUUUGUUCGGUGAAUAUUUGUCAUCGUACAUCAAGACAGAGGUAACCUUCCUGUCAGAGAAAUCAGCUGCUAUUUUGGAGAAGUACUACCAUUUUAUAAACCACGAAAAAAGGGACAGGCCAACUGGUGCGAGUCUUUUGAGUACGGAAAUUUCUAAAAGGAUACCUCUUAGAAUGCACGCGAAUUCCAUGGAAUCCACCAAGGAAAAUACUCUUCUUUCUCAAGAUGUGGCCGUUAGUCUUUUGCAAGAAAACAAAAUGGCUUUGAAAAGAUGUGAGCUGUUGUCUUCUCCGUCUGACAUAGCAGCUAAUGGAGUAGAAAUCUAUCUCAAGCUGCUUUAUCAUCUCUGUAUUGAGCAUAUUGACUACGCAAUCAACGUCACCUUGCAAGCAAUACCCUCGGCAGAACCUAAGUCACCCCCAGAGGGCCUGUUUUUCAAAGUGUCUGAGCAAGCGAAUGCCAUCUUUCAUCUUUUUGAGAAACAUUUCACGGACUGUGUGAUAGGACUAGUGGCAUCUUCUCCAGUUUAUGCCGAUUGCGUCCGAAAGAAGAAAGAAGUGAUGGGAAUGAUGGAAAGCAAACUGGACUCUGGUAUAGACCGGAUUCUCGCGUCAAUGUCGGGCUGGAUUAAGAACAUUUUGUCAACAGAACAGAAGAAAUCAGAUUUCAGACCUGAAGAACAUGGAGUAGGACUUGUGGAGAGGACAUCGGCGUGUGCCAAGACUUGUGAAUUCAUCUAUUCUCAGUUGACCUUCAUCCGGGAGUCGAUGGAUGGAAAGAACUUGGAGUCCGUUCUCACUGAAUUUGGCACACGAAUUCACCGCCAGGUGUUUGAACAUCUGCAACAGUUUCAAUACACAUCAAUAGGAGGAAUGGUGGCGAUAUGCGAUAUAAGCGAGUACAGGAGCAUUAUGAAGAAGUUCGAGAUCCCCCUGCUAGUCAAAUUAUUCGACAAGUUAUACUCGCUCACCAACUUGUUAGUCGUCCAACCAGAAAACCUGAAACAAGUCUGUUCAGAGGAGCAAUUGGCAACGCUGGACAAAGCUGUUCUACAACAGUUUGUACAACUUCGGGUUGAUUACAGAACAGCCAAACUUUCCAAGCACUUCAUGUGAACCUCACCAAGGACAACUGCAACUUUCUUCCUUUUGAUCUCUUAGUCCAUUCUAUACUAUUAGUCCAAGAGUCCUGUCUGUUUGAUACUUUGAAAAGAUGAUCUAAAGACUGGCAUUCAGUUCAUGGACACCCUGGAACGUGGGAACGAAUCAUUUAGUGUAGAUCUCAGCCUGUCUCUUUCCCCGGACAAAUGUUGUCUCGUUUCAGCACCCUACCUCGUUUCCAGGAUCCCCCCCUUUCUCUCUUCGAGGUCUUCUAGCAAACUGACCGCUGGCUUUUCAUUGUUUGACUUUUAUUUGCCAGUACUAUGUUCAUCUUUGUAGCUUGACAUGUUAACCGUCUCUAGUGUAGCCGUAACUUACCUUCAGCAACCCAUAUGAAUGUAGAGUUGAAUUUAAAGUGGAAAAGUGAAUGAUUUACCGUCACGGCUCUGGUUCUCCGACUACGCAAAAUUUGUUGUUUUGAAGUUGUUUUUGUUUCGUUGUUUGGAAGGCAGGAAGUGUACAAAGUACAAAACACAUGUGCAGAGCUCUUCUGCCCAGAGAUCCUUGAUAGUUUUUGGUAAAGGAGAUUAUGUUAAGCAAUUCUUGACCUUUUCAGAAAAAUGAGCUAAGAAUUUGAAAUAAAGUUUCUCUGUAUGAAUGACACACCAAA